AUGAGAAACCCUAGUACCUCAAACAGAGUUACGGAGAAUGGUGUCCGGCUCGGGAAUCUGCGCGCGGGCCGUCUGGCGUCUAUCUUGGCGAAGGAACUCCUCGACGGCCAGAAAGUGGUGGUGGUACGCUGCGAAGAGAUUGCCCUCUCCGGUGGCCUCGUUCGCCAGAAAAUGAAGUACCUCCGCUUCCUCCGCAAGCGUAUGAAUACGAAGCCCUCUCAUGGUCCUAUUCACUUUCGCGCUCCUGCUAAAAUCCUCUGGCGCACCAUUCGAGGACGAAGAGAGGGGGCAGCGGCGCUGGCGAGGUUGAAGGCGUACGACGGUGUUCCACCUCCAUACGAUAAGAUGAAGAGGAUGGUCAUUCCCGAUGCUCCCAAGGUUUUGAGGCUUCAGGCUGGGCACAAGUACUGUUUGUUGGGGCGGCUGUCGAGCGAGGUUGGGUGGAACCACUAUGACACCAUUAAGGAGCUAGAAAAUAAGAGGAAAGAGAGGGCCCAGGUGGCAUAUGAUAGGAAGAAGCAGCUGACUAGACUAAGAGUCAAGGCUGAGAAGACCGCAGAGGAGAAACUUGGCUCCCAGCUAGAUAUCCUUGCUCCUGUGAAGUUUUGAAUUUUCUGGACAUAAUUGCUGAGAUUUUUUUGGAGGUUUGUAGCAUGAGGAGAGUUUCCUUUUUCCUUUUUAUGUUCUUGCAACUCCUAAUUUUAAUGGAUAUUUUUUCUGCUACUGGCUGUAGCUUGAUUCUUACAAGGUACAUUAUGUAUACUGCGUCUUUGAUUGAUGUUGGGAGCCAA
Messenger RNA from Ilex paraguariensis (yerba mate), 791 nucleotides. The record is from the annotation of a GenBank genome assembly. Lineage: Eukaryota; Viridiplantae; Streptophyta; Magnoliopsida; Aquifoliales; Aquifoliaceae.